AUGGUACGUAUAGUUACGCGAGAAUUUAUAACUAAACAUGAUAGACCUUACAGUGUCUUAAAUAUAAAAGUACCAAGUGCAGUCUGGCACCAAGCUUUGAACCCAACACCUGUGUUUAAAUCUGCUGUAACUGUUACUGUGCCUAUACAUGUGGCUGCAGAGGAAGAAAAUGAAGUAGAAGAUGUUGUGAAUGACGGCACUGAAGUAAGCGUUGCUGUUGAUAGCACUUUAAUAAACGAUGAGCCAAUUUCGUCAGUCUCUGCAGAUACUGAAGUAACAGUGUCACCUGCGGGAACGGUUACUCAAUCGCCAGUCCUUCAAGAUGGACUACCCGAACAACCCGUGCAAGGAGUGACUGGUCAAGUAACAAGAUUUCCAUGUACAUGUAACGAUGGUCAGUGUGGAUGUUGCACAGGAGCUAUUAUGGACAGAUUUAGAAUGAAGGCAUGCGGAAAUAUAUCGUUUGUGCCCCAAGAUUUUGUAUUCGAUGUAAGAUUAACUUUAAAUAACAACACGGUUGUCCGACGUAGAGUUUCAGCUAGUGAUCCUCCACCGAUUUGCUUCAAUCCCAGAAGAGCACCAUUUGUACGUGUUUGUGCAGAAAUUAGCAACAUUCGUAUCCGAAAUGGAAAUGCAUUUGCCUGUUUAGACAUUAAAGCAGACAUUGGCAGCUUCCCUGUUUAUUCUGCAUCAUUUAGAUGUUUUGGAUUGGGAUCGUCUGGUUUGCAGACUGGAUUAAAACCGAAACCAGUAUCGUCGGGUCCCAAACCAGUUAACUUAUUCGGAAGUGGUAGUACUAACAAUGAUGGAACCAUCUUAGACGCAGCCGGUCAAUUACUUACUGGCGGUAAUAAUGGUAACGGACUGUUUGGAGCGCCCCAAGGAGGUCUUUUUGGAGGAGGUGGCGGGCCUUUAGAUGCUAUAGGAGACGCCGUAGGGAAUUUACUAGAAGAUGACUUAAAUGGCACUAUCCUUGAUAAAUUAAGUGGGGUUGAAAUACCAGAUAGUCCGUUGCUAUUGCUGGACCGAUUAAAGUUGAGACAUAAUAUCUCAAACAUAUCUCACUAUGCGAGACAAAAUCAAGAAGGUGAACAAAACUCAACGGAAUCAAGAAGAUGCUCAUGUUAUCUUGGCGUUUGCAAAUGUUGCACGGGAUUUUUGAUGGAUUUAUUCAAUCAAAAGGCAUGUAUGAAAGUAACGUAUCAUCCAGGCGACUUCGCUUUUGAUGUUGCGAUGUCUAUCAAUGAUAGAGUUCUUUACGAAAAUUCUGUUUCAGGGAAAAAUCCAAGACCAAUAUGCAUAAGUCCACCGCGGUUGUCGAAUUUAAAAGUUUGUGCGCAAUUUUACAACGUAUUCUUUCCCGGAAGAAACUUUCACUUUUGUUUGGCAAUGAACGGAAAAUGGCGAUCUCUCCAAUUAUUCAACUUCGCAUUUGAUUGCUUGAGGAUGGGUGCAAAUGGCAUUGCUAUGAUAAGACCCGAGGAAAAUGGUGGAAUAACGAUUCCUAACCCCCAAGGUGGCGUUGACGCUGUUGUGGACGCAGGCGAAGACGACAUUGAAGAAUACGACGAGUCUAAUAUAGUGCGAUCACUUUUAGAAAUAUUUGACGAAGAUUAA
Messenger RNA from Pararge aegeria (speckled wood butterfly), 1617 nucleotides. RefSeq lists its product as uncharacterized. NCBI's taxonomy places the organism in Eukaryota, Metazoa, Arthropoda, Insecta, Lepidoptera, Nymphalidae. The record is from RefSeq and is a predicted model, not a curated record. The transcript has 7 exons. The coding region runs from base 1 to 1617 and encodes 538 amino acids.